ACAUCGAAGCAGUCGCUGCCGAAGUCCAAAAAACUCGAAAGAAAUAUGUCAGCGGUACGUCGGAUUCCAUUCCUCAGAUUGACAAAACGACUUUUUGCCACAACUGCCGCUCCAGGUCCGAACCAAGAGUGUAACAACAAUAGGCCGGAAAAUCUGGUUUCCCCGCAGAUCAACUCCCACAUCCAGGCGGCAAUAAAUGAGCAGAUCAAUGCCGAAUAUGGAGCAGCAUACACGUACCUUUCGAUCAGCUUCCACUUUGCGAAAUCCAGCGUCGGUCUGUUGGGAUUCUCAAGAAUGUAUCGAUCUAUGUCGGAGGAGGAAGUUAGCCACGCCGAUAAGUUGGCGCGGUAUUUGCUGGAACGCAACGGUUCCGUUGAUCUGCGGUCCAUACAGAAACCUGCCAGCUGUAGUUGGUCAAACAUUGGUACUACCAUGAACGAAACCGUUCGGAUGGAAAACUCCGUCUCCGAAGCACUUUCCCAGUUAUACCGUAUAGCGGAGAAACAUGAUGAUCUGGUAACGACCGACUUUAUCGUCAGUGAAUUCUUCAAGGAGCAAAUAGACGAGAUACGGACCAUUUACCUGCUGAUAGCGAAGUGGCGGACAUUGGAGAAGGCCCCAGAUGGAGUGUAUCAGUUGGAUAGGGAGUUGUUGAAAAAAUACGACUCGGACUAAUUGCUAUUCAUGAAGGUUUAUUUGUAGCCUCAUUUGGGGAAUUGUGUUAAAUUUUAGUUAAAACAUUGCACAACGGCCCUAAUUAAAAUUGUAAUAUUUGAAUACUUACUAAA
Messenger RNA from Malaya genurostris, 788 nucleotides. RefSeq names its product ferritin heavy chain B-like. Gene Ontology annotation, cellular component: cytoplasm. The record is from RefSeq and is a predicted model, not a curated record. Gene Ontology annotation, molecular function: ferrous iron binding; ferric iron binding. Bases 46 to 675 code for a protein of 209 amino acids. NCBI's taxonomy places the organism in Eukaryota, Metazoa, Arthropoda, Insecta, Diptera, Culicidae. Gene Ontology annotation, biological process: intracellular iron ion homeostasis; iron ion transport. The transcript is spliced from 2 exons.